CAUUUGGCCCGCCCUCUUUUCUCUACGUCACAUCUUCCCGUUGCAGCCUCUACUCGGGUUGCUGUGGCGACGGCGUUGCAGUCUGCGAAGGCUUUCUUCUCCACUUCGCUUUGGGGAAAGACAACUCACCACGAUGGGUCGUUAUUUGUGAAUGGUGGGUUCAGAUGUGGAGAAUAUUAACCAAACCCAUUUCAAAUGAUAAUUUCCUCUGCUAACUGCAUGAUGGCGACAUUAAACGAAGUGGAUGACACAGCUGUGGAUGACCCAGAAGAGCUGUCAACACAGGAGGAAGCCGUUUGGGAGCAGACACCAGAGAGGAGGCUUGUUGAAGUCCUGCUGGAUAUUAGUGAGGAGGACUUCAUGAAAGAGCUUGAGCCACACGAGUAUCACUGUUACUCUGGUUGGGAGGACGCUGUUCAUGGUUGGGCCAGAGCUUCUCCACUGAGCUGUAUACUUUUGGCUCAGAAGGGGGACAGGAAAUCAAAGCCGGCCUCCCCCACUGACCGAACACUCCCCGACGCCGACCGCUCGCCCAGCGUGGCGGCAGACCCCCGCUGUGAGUCUCGUGUGGGCCUGCAGAACCACGGGAAGAAAUACAUCCCACUGAACCAGCACACGGGAUCUGAGGCAGCUCUGCAGAAAGACGGUUCAGAAUGGCCCUUCGUCAAUUCAGUGCAGAAAACCACGUCGAAACCUCCACUCAGAGAAAAGCCAGAGAGGGAAGGACCGCUUCUUCGAGAGACGCCUUUGCAGCCUCACCAUCUCCCCUCAAGAUACUCGGCCAACAGAGCCACUCAGGUGGUUCCCAUUCAAAACUUCACCUUUUUACCACCAAUUAUUCCGUCAUCCCUGAUUUCCCAGAAAGCCGGUGGACAGCUCUGCUGCGGCAAUAAGGCUCAAGGAGGUGAAACCGCAGAGGUAAAACAUUUCCUCUUCGAUGCGAAGAGCGGGACCAGAGGAUCGAGAGUGGAGCACAUUGCCAACCCAGCGCUGCCCACGUGCUCUGCAGUCCUGACCUCCAGGAACUGGACGUGUCCGCGCAACCCCCACUUGUUCUCCGCUCUGAGUGUUUCUAUACCCGAGAGGUAUCAAGUACCGAUGUCUUCCAAACCUGACACAGUGCACCGCACGAGCUACCAGGGGGCCAGGGGCCUCACGCAGGCCCUCCUCUCCGGCACGGCAUCGGGCGGCCAUUUGUACCCGAGCAAGACUGUGUGUUUGUAGUCCGUUGAACCUGAGAAGUUCAAAUGAUUGGAGAGUAAAAACAACCUGUUUUA
Messenger RNA from Pseudoliparis swirei, 1277 nucleotides. RefSeq lists its product as uncharacterized. The record is from RefSeq and is a predicted model, not a curated record. Bases 196 to 1224 code for a protein of 342 amino acids. Lineage: Eukaryota; Metazoa; Chordata; Actinopteri; Perciformes; Liparidae. The transcript has 3 exons.